Mixia osmundae IAM 14324 is the source of this 392-nucleotide messenger RNA. RefSeq lists its product as uncharacterized. The transcript has 2 exons. The record is from RefSeq and is a predicted model, not a curated record. Bases 182 to 370 code for a protein of 62 amino acids. Lineage: Eukaryota; Fungi; Basidiomycota; Mixiomycetes; Mixiales; Mixiaceae.
UACCUUGCGUACGAAGGCAAGACGUGAGGCACUCAUCUUGCAAACGAGCAGCUCACAGCAGGGGCGUAAUACAAAUAAUGCAUUCACUGUCAAUUGAAAUCGAAAAUCUCCUCAAGUCUCCGUCAUUCAGAGCCUAGCCUGACAGCGGCUUAACAGAUUUAUACUUGCCAGCCUGCACGCUAUGACCUAUAUCAUCUACGCGGAGCCAACGAAUGCGUGCAUGCCGGUACAAUGUGACUCAUGCACCGGUAUGAAGUGGAGAGGCUGCGGCCGACACAUUGAUACUGUCAAGUCAGGCCUCGAGAAAGACGGCAAAGAGCUCUGCACUUGCCCCGGCACCUGGCCGGACUCGAGCAAGUCGACGGCCUGAGCGAAGCGCUCGGCGACCAGAC